Molecule: messenger RNA, 633 nt
Organism: Vitis riparia (riverbank grape)
Lineage: Eukaryota; Viridiplantae; Streptophyta; Magnoliopsida; Vitales; Vitaceae
Exons: 1
Coding region: 1-633 (210 amino acids)
Source: RefSeq, a predicted model, not a curated record
AUGAAUUCUGAUCUAGGGAAUCAAUCGCAAAUCUUUGAAUUAGCCCUUAAACUCGGUGAGAUACGAAAAGGGGAGGACAACGUCACAAAGUACUUCAACUCCUUGAAGCGGAUUUGGCAAGAUCUUGACCUCUUCAACACCUAUGAGUGGAAAUCUAUUGAGGAUGGACGUCAUCAUAAGAAGACCAUGGAAGACAAUCGGAUGUUCAAGUUCUUGGUUGGCCUUAAUGUCGAUUUUGAUGAGGUAAUGGAGAGAAUCAUUGGAAGACAACCCCUGCCUUUAAUUGGUGAAGUUUUUUUAGAAGUUAGAAGAAAAGAGAGUCGGAGAAAUGUGAUGUUGGGCAAGAAGAGACCUAGAGUUUCUAUUGAAGGUUCAACCUUGGUUACCACGGGUGUAGGCUAUAAUAAAGCCGUUGCGUUUCAGCACAAAUCAGAUGAAAGACCAUGGGGUUGGUGUGAUUUUUGCAACAAGCCUCGCCAUACCUAUGAGAACUGUUGGAAAAUCCAUGGGAAACCUACGAAUUGGAAAGGAAAAAUAGGUGACAAACCAGGUCGAGCUAUUAUUCCUAUUGCUAAUGAGGCUGAGACCAACCCCUUCACUACUGAGCAAAUGGAGCAUCUUCUGCACUACUGA